UUUUGAGCCAUUUCAGUCUUUUCAAUUUUUGAGUAUAAAGAGCGAGGGAGUAAACCAGAGAGAGGAGCGUUGACACUUUCUUUCCCUUGAAAUUGCUUUGGGUUUUAGGGUUGCUUUCAAUCUUUGUUUUUUCUCUCUUCAAAUUCCAGGAUAUGGACUCGUUUGAGCCAGAUGGAAAUGGGGCAGCACAGGACUCUCUGCCUCCUCCCCCGCCUGUGCCUCCCAAUGUGGUGCCAAUCAAAGCAGAAUCUGAACCCGCAAAGAAUAAGGUUGCACGUGUCCCAAUGGCCAGGCGUGGACUUGGUUCUAAAGGGCAGAAGAUACCUAUUCUCACCAAUCACUUUCAAGUGAAUGUUGGAAAUGUUAAUGGGCACUUCUUCCAUUACAGUGUUUCUCUUUCUUAUGAGGAUGGUCGCCCAGUUGAUGGCAAGGGUGUUGGAAGAAAAGUGAUCGAUAGGGUGCAUGAGACCUACAGCAGUGAGUUGGCGGGAAAAGACUUUGCAUAUGAUGGGGAGAAGAGCUUAUUUACUGUUGGUCCUCUUCCAAGUAACAAGCUUGAGUUUACUGUUGUACUUGAGGAUGUUACAUCUAACAGAAACAACGGAAAUGUUAGCCCUGAAGGCCAUGACAGCCCAAAUGAGCAUGACAGGAAGAGAUUAAGGCGGCCGUAUCAAUCAAAGGCAUUUAGAGUGGAGAUUAGCUUUGCUGCAAAGAUUCCCAUGCAAGCCAUUCAAAAUGCUCUGCGUGGACAGGAGUCAGAAAAUUCGCAAGAAGCCCUGAGGGUGUUGGAUAUUAUUUUACGGCAGCAUGCAGCAAAACAGGGAUGCCUACUUGUUCGCCAAUCUUUCUUCCACAAUGAUCCAAACAAUUUUGCAGAUAUCGGAGGUGGUGUCCUAGGAUGUAGGGGUUUCCAUUCAAGUUUCAGAAGCUCUCAAGGAGGUCUUUCACUGAAUAUUGAUGUAUCAACGACCAUGAUAAUUCGACCUGGUCCGGUAGUGGAUUUUUUACUUGCCAAUCAGAAUGCGAGAGAUCCAGACUCUAUUGAUUGGACCAAGGCUAAACGUGUGCUUAAGAAUCUGAGGAUAAAAGUCAGUCCAUCCAAUCAGGAGUACAAGAUUACUGGAUUGAGUGACCAAUUCUGCGAAGAUCAGAUGUUUUCAUUGAAGCAGAAAAGUGCAAAGAGUGAGAAUGGUGAAGCUGAGAUCCUGGAGGUGACUGUUUAUGACUACUUUGUCAACCAUCGUAACAUACAGUUGCGUUAUUCUGCAAGGAUGCCAUGCAUUAAUGUUGGGAAGCCAAAGAGGCCAACUUAUAUUCCUAUGGAGCUCUGUUCGUUGGUGUCCUUGCAACGUUACACAAAAGCACUAUCCACUUUCCAAAGAGCUUCACUGGUCGAAAAAUCAAGGCAGAAGCCUCAAGAAAGAAUGAAUGUCUUGUCUAAUGCUUUACGCAAAAGCAAUUAUGGUGCUGAACCCAUGCUGCGGUCAUGUGGUGUCUCUAUCAGCUCUAAUUUCACCCAAGUGGAGGGCCGUGUACUGCCAGCCCCAAGGUUAAAAGUGGGCAAUGGGGAAGAUUUCUUUCCACGGAAUGGGCGAUGGAAUUUUAACAAUAAGAAAUUAGUUGAGCCGACUAAGAUUGCACGAUGGGUUGUUGUGAACUUUUCAGCACGGUGUGAUGUAAAAAGCCUUGUGCGUGAUCUGAUUAGAUGUGGAGAAAUGAAAGGGCUUCAUAUAGAUCCCCCAUUUGAUGUGUUUGAAGAGAGGAAUCAGAACAGACGUUCCCCUCCUGUGGUUAGAGUGGAGAAGAUGUGCGAGGAGAUGCAGUCUAAACUUCCUGGAGCUCCACAUUUCGUUCUUUGUCUGCUGCCUGAUAGGAAAAAUUCUGAUCUUUAUGGUCCAUGGAAGCGAAAGUAUCUUGCUGAGUUUGGCGUAGUCACUCAGUGUAUGGCUCCAACUAGGGUCAAUGAUCAGUACCUUACGAAUUUGCUUCUCAAGAUCAAUGCAAAGCUUGGAGGACUGAAUUCGAUGUUAGCAAUUGAGCAAACACCUUCAAUACCUGUUGUUUCCAAGGUUCCAACCAUCAUCCUUGGCAUGGAUGUGUCACAUGGCUCUCCUGGGCAAUCCGAUGUCCCAUCAAUUGCUGCGGUGGUUAGCUCCAGGCAGUGGCCUCUGAUUUCCCGCUACAGGGCAUCUGUGCGUACACAGUCUCCUAAGGUUGAAAUGAUAGAUUCUCUAUUCAAACGAGUGUCUGACACUGAGGAUGAAGGUAUCAUUAGGGAGCUUCUCUUGGACUUUUAUACGAGUUCAGGAAAGAGAAAGCCUGAUCAAAUCAUCAUAUUCAGGGACGGGGUUAGUGAGUCACAAUUCAAUCAAGUUUUAAACAUUGAACUGGAUCAGAUUAUUGAGGCUUGCAAGUUUCUUGAUGAGGCAUGGAAUCCCAAGUUUGUGGUCAUUGUAGCGCAGAAAAACCAUCAUACAAAGUUUUUCCAGCAGGGAUCUCCUGACAAUGUCCCACCUGGAACUGUGAUAGACAACAAAGUCUGUCAUCCCAGGAACAAUGACUUCUAUCUCUGUGCACAUGCCGGAAUGAUUGGAACCACAAGGCCUACUCAUUAUCAUGUUCUGUUAGAUCAGAUUGGAUUUUCAGCUGAUGAUCUGCAAGAACUUGUCCAUUGUCUGUCGUAUGUGUAUCAAAGAAGCACCACUGCAAUAUCUGUAGUUGCUCCAAUUUGCUAUGCCCAUUUGGCAGCUUCACAGUUGGGUACAUUUAUGAAGUUUGAAGAUGCAUCUGAGACAUCUUCAAGCCAUGGUGGGGUAACUGCUCCUGGAGCUGUUCCAGUCCCUCAGCUGCCCAAACUAGACCAAAAAGUCUGCAAUUCAAUGUUCUUCUGCUGAGGCCUUUGAGCCAUGUUUUGUACAUAGGGCUUUUGGUUUUUGUCAACAGCUGGAUAUUUCUAAAGUAUAUUUCAAAGUUUAGAGGUAAAGGCUCCUAUUCCAGACUUCUAUGAUGAUGUGCUGUUCUGAAUCAUCAUCCAUUUUGAUUACUCUUGGGGUGCUUGCCCUAAUGUUAUCUAAAUAUGGCCCUAAUGUCUCCAUUGCCCUAAUGUCCAAUGGCCUUUGCCUGUUUGGUUUAUAAGAUUUCAGGUCAUGGAAAGGGUUACUCAUUCUA
Messenger RNA from Theobroma cacao (cacao), 3168 nucleotides. Its product is annotated as protein argonaute 4-like. Gene Ontology annotation, molecular function: protein binding; RNA binding. Lineage: Eukaryota; Viridiplantae; Streptophyta; Magnoliopsida; Malvales; Malvaceae. The record is from RefSeq and is a predicted model, not a curated record.